Hermetia illucens (black soldier fly) is the source of this 2504-nucleotide messenger RNA. Its product is annotated as protein phosphatase 1H. The transcript is spliced from 2 exons. Gene Ontology annotation, molecular function: cation binding; protein serine/threonine phosphatase activity. The coding region runs from base 520 to 2304 and encodes 594 amino acids. The record is from RefSeq and is a predicted model, not a curated record. Gene Ontology annotation, biological process: protein dephosphorylation. Lineage: Eukaryota; Metazoa; Arthropoda; Insecta; Diptera; Stratiomyidae.
UGACGUUCGACAUUUUACUUUUCCGUGUAAACGACCACGGGCAGGAGGUGGCUUUUUCUUUGCGGCCUCGCGCAGCAGCUGUUUGUGUUUGGGAAAUAUGGACCGUUGAAUCAUCGGAAAGUGACUAGAAGAAAGAAAAUUGCAUUCGUCCAAUAACCCCGUGAAGAAAAAUUGUGAGCGUGAACGUUAGUCGCCAAAGACCGGGCCGAGCGCCACGAAAACAUGUCAUUGUGUGGUCGCCGUGCGAUUGCGAUAAAAAGUGACUCAAACCGUGAAAAAAUCAAUGAAAAACAUUCCAUGACUGCGAUGCAAUAGUGAUAAACAAGUUGAGGACGUGGAAAACUGGGAUAGUGGUUGAUGGCUGGUAGUUCUCCGUAGUCAAUUGCGCGCAAUGCAUUUUUCAUUAGAAUCGUUCAAUUUUCCGAGUGUUUGCGUAGAGUGUUAGAAACAAAGUAAUUUCCGUGGGAAUUGGAGCUAUUUAGAGGUGCAGCUGAUUAGGUAAAAUAGAGCAGCUGCGCGAUGUUUGCACGAAUAAAGAAAAGUGUGUUGACGGUAGUGGCGCCAGACAUUCCGGCGCUCCCGGACACUUCCGGUACGACUCGAGCCCACAACAGGUCAUUGCCCGACAAAUUCACGUACGCCCGGCCAGCGUUCCUUCAGCUGUUGACAUACGACGAGCUAAAGGCUUCCGCCGAUCACAACGUCCGCCCGAUUAUAGUUCCGCGUGAUAUUUCCAUUCUGCCAUGGAGCACGGGCUACGCAGAGUGCGUGAACUCCGGCAAGUCAGAGUGGAACGAGGACCAGGCCGCGUUCUGCCGGCAAGUGCUGACACAUCCGAGCAAACAGCACCCUGAUCUGCCGUACACAUAUUUCGGUAUCUUCGAUGGUCACGCAGGCUAUGGUGCUGCCCUAGCUGCGUCGCACCAAUUCCAUCAUAUCCUGCACGAGAAGCUAGUUGACGUGAUCGACAUGCUGAUGCCCAGACAGGACACGGGUCCGCCCAAACCAGACAUCCUGCCCAGUCCGCUGGCAUUCCAGCGGUCUGUCUCGAAAGACGAGCUUAUCAUCGGUGCCUUGGAGAGCGCUUUCAUCGAGAUGGACGCCCUCCUCGCGGAGGACCGCGACAAAUAUCGAAACGCCGGGGGCUGCACCGCCCUCGUAGCUCUCUUCAUCCUUGGCAAGAUGUUCGUCUCAAACGCCGGCGACAGUCGAUCUGUUCUGUGCCAGAGAAUGUCGAACGAAGUACUUAAGUCACACACGUCCAACAUCUCUUCGAACGUGCCCAACAGCAAGGAUAACUCCGAUUCGCACGAGUCCAAGUGGGAGGACAAGAAACAUAUGCACAUCUUCCCGAUUCCGUUCUCGCAUGAUCACACACCAGAUACGGAACGGCCGCGGUUGAUGUCGACGGCAAAGCUGAACCCGAGCUUGAUGGGAGGCGAAUAUGUUGCGAUGGAGUAUGCAAAGAGACCCGCCGUGAAGGAUCUAGGACAGCGGAUCCUCUAUCGACAAGGGACGAUGAAAGGGUGGGCGUAUAAGACGUUGACAAGAGAUGACUUGAAGAUGCCAAUUGUAAUUGGCGAAGGUAAACGCAGCAGACUAAUGGGCACGAUUGGUGUCACACGUGGAUUUGGCGAUCACGACUUACGCGCCAUUGGUAGUGGUCUACCAAUUAAACCAUUCCUAUCUCCACAUCCGGAGGUAAAUUAUCGCGACCUGACAAAAGUUAUAUCAAUUCCCGAAGAAAACAAUGAGGACGGUGACUAUGGCAUUCUAAUAAUGGCAACCGAUGGCCUAUGGGACGUCAUUGACACCGAGACCGUCAGUAAAACGGUCUUUACAACUUUAUCGAAGUAUCCUACUGAGAAACAUCGCUACACUAUGGUUGCCCAGGAACUUGUAGCUAAAUCUCGCGGUCGUAUCAACGAAUCCGGCCAUUGGCGCCUUGCAGACAGCAAAGCGGCUGCAACGGUCGACGACAUUUCCGUCAUAGUUAUACCAGUCUAUCAGUAUUAUAAGGAAUAUUUAGAGUGGGAACGAAAGUGCAAAGAAGAUUUGGAAAAGAAGAAAUCAAUGCCCUCGCCUGCAUCUUUCGAGACCAGUGUUACUACUAACGGAACAGUUAGUGGGGAUGAAGAAGAUGAGAGGGCCGAAAUAGCCGGCGACGGGUAUGAUGCCGACGGUGAAACUGCGACUACAACAACCCCUUGUGAUACGAUUUCAUCAACUACGAAUGAUGAGGAAGAGGGAAAAGCGACUGCCGAAAAGGAAGUAACAUCAACGGACCCAAGCUCCGGAACGUAGGAUUAAACAAAAAUUAUUUAAUGAAGUUUAUAAAUAAUUAACAAUUGAAACAAUAAUAAUAUAUUAAAGAUUAAAUAACUUAAAUUGGAAGAAUAAUAGCGAAUAAUUUCUAUUGAUUUAAUUUUUCGAACAAAGCGAAGCUACUAUUUGGAACAAUAAUGAUUAUUGCAUUGAAAUAUAUAUUGUAUUCAGAACAGAGA